Beta vulgaris subsp. vulgaris (sugar beet) is the source of this 1566-nucleotide messenger RNA. Its product is annotated as metal tolerance protein C2. Bases 190 to 1392 code for a protein of 400 amino acids. The record is from RefSeq and is a predicted model, not a curated record. Gene Ontology annotation, molecular function: zinc ion transmembrane transporter activity. Gene Ontology annotation, cellular component: membrane; Golgi apparatus. Gene Ontology annotation, biological process: zinc ion transport; transmembrane transport; intracellular zinc ion homeostasis. The transcript has 10 exons. Lineage: Eukaryota; Viridiplantae; Streptophyta; Magnoliopsida; Caryophyllales; Amaranthaceae.
GAAAAGUCUCCAUUCUUUCAUCGUUGACUCUUUCGUGGUUGGAGACUUGGAGUGCAUAAGAAUUUUCAUCCAACAAGAUGGGACCUGCUAAAUGUUCAGCACAUCAAGAUCUUUGAACACCUUCUUACUUUACUGCAUUCACUUCUAAAUUAACUCUUCCAAAAUUUAGGGUUUUUCACUAUCCUAAUUAUGAACAAAUCUAUGAUUCCUGAAGAUCCGAAUUCCCAAUUCACGAAGAACACAUCAUUCAAUCAUAGUACUUCACACCAAACCCUAAAUUCAUCAGAUCGGAGGUAUGCCUAUUCUCGUCAAUCUUCAUUUCAACAACAAUUUUCACCGCGAACUCCGAUGACGAUGAUCUCGAACAAUAACUCAAUGAUGCCGGGAUUUUCGCGGAGUGUUUCGAGCAUUGAUAUUCCACCUGCAAGAAAUGAGGAUGAUUAUCACUUGUGGAAAGAUUCGGCUAAAUCAGAGGAGAAUUUGUCGUCGAUUGAGUUGAUUUCAUCGGUUUUUCGAGCUUUGAGGAGUGGAAAUCGGCCUAUGAAGAGGUUGUUUCUGUUGAUUUCGCUAAAUGUGGCGUAUUCGACUGCCGAGCUCUUCAUUGGCCUUCUUUCUGGUCGUGUCGGUUUGGUAUCUGAUGCAUUUCAUUUGACGUUUGGAUGUGGCCUUUUGACAUUUUCAUUAUUUGCGAUGGCUACUUCUCGGAGAAAGGCAGAUCGAGUCUACACUUAUGGGUAUAAGAGGCUUGAAGUUUUGUCUGCCUUCACGAAUGCUCUGUUCCUUCUAUUUAUGUCUUUUUCUUUGGCUGUGGAAGCGCUUCAUGCAUACAUACAAGACGAGUCGGAGCAUAAGCAUUAUCUCAUUGUUUCAGCCGUGACGAAUUUGUUGGUGAACCUUGUUGGUGUUUGGUUCUUUAGGAAUUACGCUCGAAGAAAUCUUGCCUACAGAAAUGCAGAAGAUAUGAACUACCACUCAGUGUGCCUUCAUGUCAUUGCUGAUUCAAUCCGCAGUGCAGGUUUGAUUCUGGCGUCUUGGCUUUUGGCUCUGGGGAUUCAGAAUGCUGAAGUAUUGUGUAUGGGACUAGUUUCAGUUGCAGUCUUUAUGCUUGUAAUGCCACUAUUUAAGGCAACAGGUGGAGUUUUGCUGCAAAUGGCACCACCAAGUAUUCCAUCCUCAGCUAUGAGCAAAUGUUCAAGACAGAUUGCUGCUCUUGAAGAUGUCACAGAAAUCUAUGCAUCGCGUUUCUGGGAAUUGGUGCCUGGUUAUCUUGUUGGUUCACUCUCUUUACAGUUAAAAGCGGGGGCUGAUGAUAGAUCAAUUCGACAGUUUGUGCAUGGUUUAUACCAUGAUCUCGGGGUCCAGGACCUCACACUACAGACUGAUUAUGUCUGAAUUUCAUGAACUGCUGUUGUAGAUUUGAUUUUAUAAAUAUUUUUUACUCUUUAUUGUUUUGCCUGAUAAUAUAGUCUCAAAACAUACUUUAUAGGCUUUUUCUCUUUUAGAAAAUCUUUGUAGACUGAGCAAAUUCCUUAAAAAAAAAAAAUUGAAAUGUCUUUUUUUUCUUUU